Pimephales promelas (fathead minnow) is the source of this 1588-nucleotide messenger RNA. It is a transcript of the gene plekhs1.1, whose product is annotated as pleckstrin homology domain containing S1, tandem duplicate 1. Gene Ontology annotation, molecular function: protein binding. The record is from RefSeq and is a predicted model, not a curated record. Lineage: Eukaryota; Metazoa; Chordata; Actinopteri; Cypriniformes; Leuciscidae.
ACAUGCAUUCUGAAAACAGGACAGCGGCAAGGAGGACACUGUUUUAAUUGCAACACAUACAGUAGUUAAGCAGUCAACAUCAUCCAAAUGUCAAGACGUAAAUCAGAAAAAGAUUCCAGUACUUCCUGUCACAAUGAAGCAGCUGAGGCAGAUGAAGUAUACUCAGGUUACCUGUGCAAGUCCCCUCCUUCUAGUCUAAUCAAAAAUAAGAAAGCAUGGAAACGUCGCUUCUUUGUGCUUUCAAAGACAAAAGACAGCAGCCAUGAGCUAAAAUACUACAAAACCACUGAGAGAGACAGUCAUAUCAAAUCGAUAGUGGUUUCCACCAUCACAAAGCUGUAUAUGCGUCCUGAAUCGCAUUCAACUUUUGAAUGGAUCUGCAAAAACUUCGGGUGCUCUUCAUCAUCUGUGCUCUUCAUGAAAGCAGAAGAUCCAAAAGAGAAAGCCCAAAGAGAAUAUAUAUUCAUUGGAGACACCAGUGAGGAGGUGGAGAGAUGGUUCAAUGCUUUAUCUGGGAUUUUGAAGAAUAUCAAAUCGGAGUCACAAACUGAACCUCAGAUCAAGGCAAAAUCCAACUCUAGUGACCAAAACCUCCGUGACACUGACAAGACUAAAGUUGAUAAUCAACCCCAACUGCCUCCAAAGAAGUCAGCAUCUAAAGUUGUUACCACUCAGUAUGGUCCAUGUAGCCAACCACCCAAGAACAGUCCAUCUGCAACACAGGUGUAUACAGAGAUGAACAAAGAGGAAAUGUCAUCAAGGCAGAGCGUGACUUCAUCUGAAGGCAGUCUGUUGGAUUGUGUCACAAAAGCCUUGAAUUCUUUGACACAGCAAACUGAGUCAGACAGUGAAACGCACACCAUUGUCGAGAAGGAAAUCUGCGUAAGUCAUCGUGAGCUGAAGAACUUGAUCUUUACAGAGGAGGAGGGCAAGCCAUGUGUGUCUGAGUGUCAGCAGAUUCAGGACUCAUGUCCGUUCCAGAAGGGGGAUCAGAUCCUGGCUGUCAAUGACCUGUUGACAGACACAGUGGAGGAGAUGCACAGAUAUCUAAAAAGACUUAGCAAAGAUGAGGUAAAAUUGACCAUCCGACGGCUCUCACUCCAUUCCUCUCCAUCUGAACCCUGCUGAGAACCAAAACUAAACGAUCUAAUCUCAUAGCACGUUGUUUAUCUUCUUCAUCUGAUUUUCAGGCACCAACUGUUCUCUCAUUAAGUUUCUCAUGCAUUUUUUUCUCAGUGAGUAACUAGCAGCACUGAGCUGGAGAUCAGUUCACACCAAAAUGCGCUGAUAAAUCUGUUUUAUCAUAAUAUAACUUCUAGACUUGCUUGUGGAGACUUCUAAAACUAUACUUCACUGGAAUUUAUGAUUUGUUAGUGCCAUACCAAACAGACUGAAAGCUUUUCACACAACCCAGGUCGUCAGGUUGUAAAUACAGGUUGUCAAAAGUAAAACAAGUAGCUUGUUUUCCUGUGUAGCCUACACGAAGGCUUUCUGAGUUCAUGUUCUACUAAAUCUUACUAAAGAGGAAAAACCUGUUAUACUUGUAUAGAAUAGGGAAAGAUGAAUAAAAGAGACAAACUUUCUUCUA